AUGAGCUGGCUAAAAGAAUUAUGGGAAAGGUUGUUUCAUUGGAGCAAUAUUACGUAUAUUGCAAAUGCUUAUGGUCACGACAUCUGGAUUGCUGUUAAAUCGAAUGACUUGGAAUUGAACCAUGCGCGAUUGGGGGUGGUCGUUCCGAAAGAACAAGAAACUGCGCCGAUUGGUUUCCAGCUGGAAAGGACAUCAGAUACCGGUUGGAUUAAGUUAACACGUAACAAAAUUCAUAGACACAACAGAAGUUCCAAAACGGAAAGAAUAACAGUUGUACGUGCAAAUACGUUGGAAGAAGUUCUUGCUGCUGUAGCUGCAGUAUCAAAGCAAGUGGCAGAAGCUGCGAUAUUAGAAAAGAUCGCCGUAACUAGAAAAACAGUCGAAGUCUCUAGAAAUGCAACAUCAGAGAAAACCACUGAAACUACAAUAAGCACAGAAGUCUUUGGAAUUAAAAAAUUAACGGAGGCUCUAGCGACUCUAACCAUACCAUCAAAUGGAGCGUCAGCAGUAGUCGAACCGAACGAAGCACCUGCAGUAGCCGAACCGAACGAAGCACCUGCAGUAGCCGAACCGAACGAAGCACCUGCAGUAGCCGAACCGAACGAAGCACCUGCAGUAGUCGAACCGAACGAAGCACCUGCAGUAGUCGAACCGAACGAAGCACCUGCAGUAGCCGAACCGAACGAAGCACCUGCGGUAGCCGAACCGAACGAAGCACCUGCAGUAGUCGAACCGAACGAAGCACCUGCAGUAGUCGAGCCGAACGAAGCACCUGCAGUAGUCAAGCCGAAUGAAGCAGCCGAAGUCUUAGUAUUCAACUACGAAAUACAACAGAAUUAUUCUUACGUUGUGACCGGGAAAGGCGAAUUUUUACAGCAGAAAUAUGGAAGUAACAAUUUAUUUCAAGAUUUUACAGAGCAUUGCCACCGUGGAACUCCACCAGCUAGCGAUGUUUUUAGUCUUGAUCCUUAUUUGUGUCUAUCUGCACUUCUUGGUACUUCACUAUUCUGUUUUGUAUUUCGCCAUCGUAUUGUAGCGUUUUUCACUCCUGAUUAG
Messenger RNA from Adineta ricciae, 1056 nucleotides. NCBI's taxonomy places the organism in Eukaryota, Metazoa, Rotifera, Eurotatoria, Adinetida, Adinetidae. The record is from the annotation of a GenBank genome assembly.